AUGCCGCUAUUGGAAUUUCACAACUUUCGCACGGGAGAAAAGGCCAAUCAAACCGCUAUCUUGAAAAGCUUGGAUGAUCUACCAGACAAAUAUCUCAUGUCCAGUUCUCUCGCACUCAUUGCUGGGGGAUCCGAUACCACAGGAUUCACAUUCAGUUACGCAUGCUGGCAACUUGUUCAAAACCCCGUCCUCGCCGCUCGACUCAGAGAAGAGGUAGACGCUCUUUUUGAACAGGCAGCACCCGGAUACCCCAGCUUGACCGCUAUGGAAGCGUCGCCAUUACUCUACGGUUUUGUAAAAGAAUCCCUGCGGUGCGCUCUCGCGAUCCCAGGACGUCUCCCACGCAUCGUCCCUGGAGACGGCAGAGCUCCAUUAGUCGUUGACGGCAAGGAGAUUCCAUCAGGCUCAGUCGUUGGCAUGUCAGCCUACACCAUGCACCGAGAUCCAGAAAUCUGGGGUCCCGACGUGCUGGAAUUCAAUCCGGAUCGAUGGAUCGGACAACCCUCUCGAGCCAAAGCAGCGGACAUUGUUAUUUUUUCCAAGGGUAUCCGGAACUGUGCGGGUGAACCGCUCGCUUCGGCGGAACUGCAUAUGGGUUUGGCGUUUUUGUCUCGUCGGUAUGAUAUGCGUCUUGUUGCUGGUCCGCGGGAAUGGUCAUCUAUGGAUUAUUUCGUGACUACUGGACCGCAUUUCUACGUGAAGCUGACUCCGAGGGAGGGAGUACCGAUCCCGAGCAUUAGUUGA
Ramularia collo-cygni is the source of this 744-nucleotide messenger RNA. RefSeq lists its product as uncharacterized. Lineage: Eukaryota; Fungi; Ascomycota; Dothideomycetes; Mycosphaerellales; Mycosphaerellaceae. Gene Ontology annotation, molecular function: iron ion binding; monooxygenase activity; oxidoreductase activity, acting on paired donors, with incorporation or reduction of molecular oxygen. The coding region runs from base 1 to 744 and encodes 247 amino acids. The record is from RefSeq and is a predicted model, not a curated record. The transcript has a single exon.